This is a messenger RNA of Cladophialophora yegresii CBS 114405, 1455 nucleotides long. RefSeq lists its product as uncharacterized. The transcript has a single exon. Gene Ontology annotation, molecular function: hydrolase activity. Lineage: Eukaryota; Fungi; Ascomycota; Eurotiomycetes; Chaetothyriales; Herpotrichiellaceae. The record is from RefSeq and is a predicted model, not a curated record. The coding region runs from base 1 to 1455 and encodes 484 amino acids.
AUGGCGCCAUCACAAGAGACACCUAUCCAAAAAGACCCACACAGUCCGCCGACGCCUAUUUCAACAGGAGCAGGUCGCACGGCCCAAACACAGACCCCGACGCAGCAUCCUCAAGUCAAAUCCACCGCUCCCGACCCGACGCCCGGUACGACGACCACCACUGCAGACUUGACUCCGCAAUCCGGCUCCUCAUCGAUAGAACUCACCACGCGAAAUGACCUCUCCUUGCUCUACCGCGUCCUCCGCCUCCUCAUCAAGCCGCUGCGGCCGCGCCUGGUUCGCCCGCCAAAGACACCACAUCCAGAAAGCAGCCCGCGGCUGUCCCCCCCGAAGAAGCGCAAUAUCGUGAUCAAAGAGACGAAGCUGGAGGGCAUAUGGAUGUAUCAUUUGCAUGCGCUGGGGCCAGGGAGCUCGAAGAAGCAGGGGAUCGAGAAAGCCCAGGGGAACGAGCAGAAAGAGGACCUCGGCAACGCGGACAGCGCAAACAGCGCAGACAGCGGGAGAAGAGCCAAGGGGAGAGGCUUCGAGCGUAAACACCGUGUCUAUUAUUUCUCGGGGGGCGGGUUCCAGUCGCCUCCCUCGGGCGAGCAUUGGCGGUUCCUAGCCCAGCUUGCGCAGGACCUGGCGGGCCACCGAUCCUCCGUCACCUUCCCAGGCAGCCAGCGGUCCGUAGACCCGGCGAGCGACGCGAAGAUCGAGUUGAUCAUGGUCUCGUAUCCGCUCGCGCCGAACAGUCCAGCUACCGAAAGCCUAAGGGUGUUGCGGAACUGGCUGUGCCGGGUGCUGGACGAUGCCGCCGCCAAUAAGGAGACCGUGUCGCUGAUGGGCGACAGCAGUGGGGGCAACGUCAUCAUGUCGCUUGGGUUUUGGGCCGUGCAGAAUUACGAUGUGGAGAGUCAGAGCCAGAGCAAGAGCGCCGCCUUCGACGAGGACGGCCCCGACGACAGCAAAGGCGAGCGAGAGACGCAGAGAACGCACUUCCCGUUGAUUUCGCUGCUCUCGAUAUCAGGCCCCAUGGACUUGACGAAUUCGUCGCCCGAUGUCCCGCGUGCAAACGCGCUCGACUGCGUUCUCACCGAGGAGAUGACGAAGGCUGUGGCUAACAUAUGGUGCGGGCAUGAUCGGAAUCGUCCUUCGCAGUAUUCCCCUAUCGCGCUGUCGGCGCCCGAGGUGUCGCCGCUGUUCCAGCCUGAUGAGGCCUUCCGGGCUCUCAGCGAUAAGAAGCUGAACGUGCAUGGAGUGUAUGGCACGCAUGAUGUUCUCAGCCCCAGCGGGAUAGAGUUCAUGAAGAAGUGCCAAAAGUUAGGCGUGAGGGGCAGGUGGCUCGUGUGGGAGGGCCAGAUGCAUUGCUUCCCACUUGCGGCUGGAGGAGACCGCUUAGGGAUCCGCGAGGGGAGAGAGGCGCGGAAGUUUGUCGAGUCGGUGUUGAGGGCAGAUGCUGAGAUGGAGGACUGA